Molecule: messenger RNA, 2662 nt
Organism: Meira miltonrushii
Lineage: Eukaryota; Fungi; Basidiomycota; Exobasidiomycetes; Exobasidiales; Brachybasidiaceae
Product: root hair defective 3 GTP-binding protein
Exons: 1
Coding region: 21-2606 (861 amino acids)
Biological process (GO): endoplasmic reticulum membrane fusion
Cellular component (GO): endoplasmic reticulum
Molecular function (GO): GTP binding; GTPase activity
Source: RefSeq, a predicted model, not a curated record
CACAAGGAUCAUCAUUCAGGAUGAAUAAUAAUAUACAGCAACAUGAGGAUGAGAGUCUGUUAAACACAAACGGUCACACUCAAGCUACAUCAAUCCCAGCACCACCACUUCAAGUUCAUGAUGCUGUUCACGCAAACCCAACAGCUCCUUUGGUUGCCAGUUUACCUCCAACAGGUCAAGCAGCUGGACCUCAAGUAGCAGCAGCGCCAGUCCUUCUGAACGAGAUGAAGAACGGAUCAGCCAAUCCCACCUCCUCUGGAAAGGGUGAAAGAUUGCAGUUGAUUGAUGAAGAUCAAAAAUUCAAUCCAUCAGUAAAGGAAUAUUUGUCAAAGUGGGGUAUAGAGGAUGUAGGAUUCAAUUAUGAUUUAUGUGCAGUUGUUGGAAGUCAAUCUACAGGUAAAUCAACUCUGCUGAACAAACUCUUUGGCACAAGCUUUGAUGUGAUGAACGAAAACGAAAGAAGGCAAACGACAAAAGGUAUUUGGAUGUCUCACGCACAACAUGCGCCAAUCUUAAUUUUAGACGUUGAAGGUUCCGAUGGUCGCGAGCGUGGUGAAGAUCAAGACUUCGAACGUAAAUCAGCUUUGUUCAGCAUGGCUUCUGCUGAAGUUUUGAUGGUGAAUAUGUGGGAACAUCAAGUGGGCUUGUAUCAAGGUGCCAAUAUGGGCAUGUUGAAAACGGUCUUUGAAGUGAACCUAGGUCUCUUCCAAGCAGCAAAAAGCAAAACCCAUGUAGGAAAAGAUAAAACGUUGAUCCUAUUCGUUAUCCGUGAUCACAUUGCUCAAACCCCGAUGGAGAACCUAUCAAGGACAUUGCUGGCCGAUAUGAAUAGGAUUUGGGAUUCACUAUCCAAACCGGAAGGGUUAGAAUCGGUAUCCAUAACCGACUUUUUCGAUUUUGACUUUACCAGCUUACCACAUAAGCUUCUGCAACCCGAAGAAUUUGAUCGACAAGUGCUUCAGUUGCGUGGCCGCUUCACGGAGCGCAGCUCUUCUCAAUUCUUAUUCAAGCAGCAGUACCACAAACGUAUUCCAGCUGACGGUCUUCCACGCUACCUUGAUACAAUUUGGGAACAAGUUAUGACAAACAAAGAUCUUGAUCUGCCAACCCAACAAGAGAUGUUGGCUCAAUUCCGAUGUGAUGAAAUCGCCAGUGCAGCAUUUGCAACAUUCUCAAACUCUGUCAAGCCUUUCAGGAAACCGCUUGAGACUGGUUCUAUCGUAGAUACGUUAGGAGCAGACAUGGCUCAACAUCGAGGUGUUGCUUUGGCCAAGUUUGACAAGGAUGCAUCGCGCUACCAUGCAGAAGUGUACAAACGUAAGCGACUAGAACUUUUGGAGAAGUUAAAUACUGCUCUACUACCGCUCUUCCUCGGUCAAUUGCGCAAUCUACACAAGAUUCUCAUCGCCUUAUUCAAGAAAGCAAUUGUUGAUCGUCUUCGUGGAGAAUCAUAUGAUUUCGGACAAGUUGUCUCGGAAGAGCGUAAGAAAGCCCUGACCAAAUACAAUGCUGCUGCAUCUCUUAUUCUCUUGCAGGACACAGACUGGAGCGUAAAAGAGGAAUUGAGUCAGUUUGAGGAAGAUGUUGACAAGAUUGCUGAUCAAUGCCGCGCUGAAGAGACAGUCAAGAUGGUCACGCAAAUUGAACGGUCUUUGAAGAAAUCAAUCGCUGAGCCUAUUGAACUUGCUUUGUCUAAGCCUGGACCGGAUAUGUGGGAUCGUGCAUUGGACGCAUUCCGAGUAGCAUUGGACAAGGCAGAAUCAACAUAUUUGGGCAAAGCAAAAGGAUUCAAUUGCACGGAAGAGGAAAAUGCAAUCGCACUCAACUCGCUACGGAGAAAAUCUUGGCUCGCAUUACGCAGCAAGGUGGACGAGCAGACGGCUGACCCCGUGCUUAUGUCAAAAUUGCGUGGAUUAUUUGAGGACAAGUUCCGUUACGACGAUCAAGGUAUUCCUAGAGUUUGGAAGCCUGAUGACGAUAUUGACGGAUUCUUUAGCAAAGCAAGGAAUGAUACAUUGGCUUUGAUACCUGUGUAUGCUCGUAUUGAGCCAUCAGAUCCAUCAAAGAAUAUCACUUUGCCUUCUACAGCAGAAGAUCCAAUCCAUUCGGCUGUUGUCGAUCGUGGGGAAGAUGAAGAAUUUGACUUUUCCGAAACACUCAAUAUUUUCAGCGAAACCCGCAAAGCAGAUAUUGAAGCACGUUUCCGCAAAGAAGCAGAUGCAUAUUAUGUUGAAGCAAAGAGAAGUAUGGUAUCAUCAAUUGCUCAAGUUCCAAUGUGGAUCUAUGCUGUUAUGGCGGCUUUGGGAUGGAACGAAUUCAUCGCAAUUGUUCGAUCACCGAUUUACUUUACUUUAUUGCUUUUAGGUUUGGCAGGAGCUUAUCUCGUCUUCAAAUUGAACCUUGCUGGACCUUUGAUGAGCGUUUCAAAAGCUGUUGGUCGGGAAGUUCAUCGAUUAGCAGAUGAUCAGCUUAGAGCGCAUUUCUCUCAACCACUUCCUCAACCUGCUAUUUUGGCCGAAAAGCCUUCAUAUGCAGAUAAACCUUCUUCUUCAAACGCACCAGCAGAAGAGAUUGAAUUGGAAGAUCGUCAAAAGAAGAUUGAUUGAAAGGUAUUUUAUUUAUAAUGCAUGUAUUCAUUAUCAAUCCUAUCAUUUGCUUAGAC